Saccostrea cuccullata (small rock oyster) is the source of this 1737-nucleotide messenger RNA. RefSeq names its product ankyrin repeat and LEM domain-containing protein 1-like. Gene Ontology annotation, biological process: double-strand break repair via homologous recombination; resolution of meiotic recombination intermediates. The record is from RefSeq and is a predicted model, not a curated record. Gene Ontology annotation, cellular component: cytoplasm; nucleoplasm. Gene Ontology annotation, molecular function: DNA endonuclease activity. The transcript is spliced from 6 exons. The coding region runs from base 203 to 586 and encodes 127 amino acids. Lineage: Eukaryota; Metazoa; Mollusca; Bivalvia; Ostreida; Ostreidae.
AAGAAAUCCGACAGCAGUUACAGGGCCUAGGGGACAAGCCUGGACCAGUUAUUCCGUCUACUGGGCAGACAUACCUCGCAAUACUUAAACAACUGGAAACUAAUCUACAAGGGGGACAGCUUGGAAUUUUGAAGAAAUUGCCAGAUUACCCGUGCUGUGUAACAGUUUUGAGGGACAGUUUGACGUGGUGGGUCUGCGUGAGAUGGAGGAUGAGCUGAUUAAGGUGUUUACUGACAAGAGUCUCUCUUGGACCUGGGGGGAGGGGGCCCUCAAGUCCUCCUUUAAGUAUCUCUUACUGAAUCCUCGGUUCACACAGGACCUACCCAACAGGGCAGAUAGCCUCGGAAAGCGGUCCCGACCGUACUGUCAUCUCUUUGAGGCCCAGUCCCACAUGAACAAUAAUCUGAGUAAAGCUGACAAGAAAGUCCAACAUAUCUUGGACAUCUGGAAUGAUGGUCAAGAAGUUGUCUCCCUGCAUUGUGUUCAGAGCGUCAUCCCUGUGGAAGCGUACACCAGAGAAGCCUGUGUGGUGGAUGCUAUAGGUGCAACUUCAUGGAUGGUGUGUAGGCUGUUUGUCAACAUGUGAAAUCCAUGUGUAUUUCAGGAGACAACCCUGUCAGUCCUACAUUGAAGCUUCAGGUCCAAGGCAAAACUUCUUCAUAUGGACUCCCAGGGCUGGGUGGUCCAUGUACUCUGCUGGCACUUGUUGUGUGGAAUACUGCCUUUUUAGCAUCACAGCCAAAAGCCAAAUAAAGUGACUGCUGGAUAAAAGUGACCACUGUGACAAGUUUAACUGUAUGACUAAGACAUUUUCUGCAAAUUUCAAUUAACAUGACAUUUAAUUCCAUGAAAAUUAGUUGUCUUAAAGAUGCUUCACAGAGAUGGGGCCAAUUGAAGUGAACUUUAUACAAUUAUUGACUUUUGAUGAGGUCUACUUGUGACUAUAUGGACCUGGUCAGGUAUUGGUUGACUGAGGCGGAAAGCCGAGGUUAACCAAAACUGUAAACCACUUUUUAUUUGUGAGAAUUUUAUUUUCACGUAAUUAUGCGACAAAAUUAUCUCACAAAAAUUUCAUUCUCGCGUAAUAUAGUACACCUUAAGAUUUUAUUGAGAAGUACAACAAUUCGUGAAAAUUAUGUCUCGCUAAUAAAGAAUAAAUGAUGAUCUUGUGAAAAAUAAGCUGUAGCGAAAAUUAAGUGAUCUACAGUACCUGACCAGGUCCAUAUAUUCACGACAAAGUCAAUAACUUUUUUAUUAAAUGACCAGGAAUUUUACAACACUUUUGACAUUUUCGUUCUUAUCUCCAUCAGAUAUAAACAUAAUAAAAUGCAAAGUGUAACAACACUUUUCACAUGUUGUUAUACUUCAAAAGUUGAACAAUUAGUAGUUAACAAUGGAAAACAAUAUUAUUAAACAAUCAAUACUCAACCAUUUACUUUCAAAAGCAUUUAAUCUCCUUGGUACUGGCGUCUGACAUGUUUACAUUCACACUGACACAUGCUUUGAAACAUACAAUCUGAUUGGUCGAAAAAACUGUAAGCAAAUCUAUGGUUGGUCAAGAGGGAAAACCCAAAUAAACCCCUCAGAAUGUCAUAUAAGGUGAACUCGCUUUAGACCAAUUAGAGAGCACCAAAAUUCCUGAUAAUUUGAUAAAGUCAAUUAUAGCUCUUUUGAUAGUUAAAGACAAUUUAUUUGUAUUUAUUUCUUUUUUGGCAUCUUAUUUUUAGACUAUUAAAU